Molecule: messenger RNA, 1055 nt
Organism: Aethalodelphis obliquidens (Pacific white-sided dolphin)
Lineage: Eukaryota; Metazoa; Chordata; Mammalia; Artiodactyla; Delphinidae
Exons: 6
Coding region: 1-846 (281 amino acids)
Source: RefSeq, a predicted model, not a curated record
AUGGCUCCAGCCGGUGGCCGCCUUGACCAGCCGAGCAGCCCUCACUCUUGGAAACCCGGAUCCCGCCAGCGGUACAAAGCCCUACAUGAUUCGCUCCUGCCUGUCUCUUCCGCUGCCUCGGACGCCGCCUUGCGCUCCACACGCGGCUCCAGUCACGCGGGCCAAGGUCUAGCUUCUGAGCACCUGAAAGAACGUAAGACAGGAACUCUGCCUCAUUCACAUCGGAUUCUCAGGCAUUUAGAACAGCGUGAAGCACAAACACGAGGUCUCAAGUCUUUUGGGCUACACCCGCAGCUCAGCGCUGACCGUGUGCUCUUGACACCGGGUGGAGGGGUGGUUGGGUAUCCACACUGGAAAAACGCGCCUCCCGCGCGGAAAAAGCUUCCCGCCCGACGCCCCCGCGCUCAGCGAACUCGCGCUCCUCAGAACUCUUUUCCCCGGGCAGCCCCGCCCCUCGGCCCAUCAAUGGGCACUUCGCCCUCCGGCCGCACGGCGGCGUCUCGCCGGGACGCGGCGGCCGAUGGUACAGUCCAUCCUCCCCGCGCGCCUCGAGCAGUGGGUCCUUCCAGUCAUAGAAAAGCAUUGUGGGAAAGCCGCACGUUCUUUCUAACCUCACCUCUCUUUCAGCCUGUACGGCGGCGGAGGUUCGGACGGUCCCGGGCCUGUGGCCGCUUGGCCUCCGACGGCUGGGGCGCAGGGCAGGAGCGCGCGGCCGCCCUGAGCCUAGUGAGGCUGGCGCCGCGGCCGGGCCGGGUCCGAGGCUCCCGGUUCCUGAACGCGUGUAGGACAGCGGCCUGGUCUGGCCUCCGCCACGUUGUCGGUGAAAGAUGGACGCUUGAAGCAUAGACUGCUGCUAGCUGACUACUUACUAUCUGGGAGCACAAAGAUGACCUAAGGAUGUCCUCGGUGAGGAACUUGACAACUUGAUCUUCGGGAGUUGCUUAGAGUAUUUAAAAUUUCCAGGAUUGCUAAAAAAAUACUGCUUUUGGAUAGUCCAUAAAUGUACAUCUAAAACAGUGGGGCUAUAAAUAAAAUAAUUUAAUGUGCUUCUUGGA